Messenger RNA from Xiphophorus maculatus (southern platyfish), 2400 nucleotides. RefSeq names its product tubulin alpha-8 chain-like (gene tuba5). Gene Ontology annotation, biological process: mitotic cell cycle; microtubule cytoskeleton organization. The transcript is spliced from 5 exons. Lineage: Eukaryota; Metazoa; Chordata; Actinopteri; Cyprinodontiformes; Poeciliidae. Gene Ontology annotation, molecular function: GTP binding; structural constituent of cytoskeleton. The coding region runs from base 90 to 1436 and encodes 448 amino acids. Gene Ontology annotation, cellular component: cytoplasm; microtubule. The record is from RefSeq and is a predicted model, not a curated record.
GCCGAGUAGGAUGAGACGCAUCCCAGGACGUUACAGGGCAAUUUCACUGUCUGCAAAAUAGUUUUCUUUCGUCACCUGGAUCAAUCAACAUGAGAGAGUGCAUCUCCAUCCAUGUGGGCCAGGCAGGCGUUCAGACAGGAAAUGCAUGCUGGGAGCUGUUCUGCCUGGAGCAUGGUGUCGGUCCUGAUGGUGUUUUCCUGAACGGUCCUGUGGCUCCGAAUUGCCGUGAAGAUCCGUUCAACACUUUCUUCAACACUGGGAGUUUUGGUCGUCACGUUCCCAGAGCGCUCUUCGUCGACCUGGAGCCCACAGUGAUCGACGAAGUGAGGGUUGGGAAGUACAGAGAGCUCUUCCAUCCUGAGCAGCUGAUCUCUGGAAAGGAGGACGCGGCCAACAACUACGCUCGAGGACAUUACACCGUCGGGAAGGAAAUCAUCGAUGGAGUCAUGGAGCGUGUCCGGAAAAUGACGGAUCAGUGCACAGGCCUGCAGGGUUUCCUCGUCUUUCACAGCUUUGGAGGGGGCACCGGCUCCGGCUUCACCUCCCUCCUAAUGGAGCGUCUCUCACUGGACUACGGCAAGAAAUCCAAGCUGGAGUUUGCCGUCUACCCAGCACCCCAGGUCUCCACUGCGGUGGUGGAGCCCUACAACGCCAUCCUGACCACCCACACCACCUUGGAGCACUCUGACUGUGCCUUCAUGGUGGACAAUGAGGCAAUCUACGACAUCUGCCGCCGCAAUAUGGACAUCGAGACUCCCGGUUACAUCAAUCUCAACAGGCUGAUCGGUCAGAUCGUUUCCUCAAUCACCGCCUCGCUUCGCUUUGACGGGGCUCUCAACGUUGACCUGACGGAGUUCCAGACCAACUUGGUCCCGUUUCCACGUGUCCACUUCCCGCUGGUUACCUACUCGCCCAUCAUCUCGGCUGAGAAGGCCUACCACGAGCAGCUGACCGUGGCGGAGAUCACCAGCUCCUGCUUCGAACCAACCAAUCAGAUGGUGAAGUGUGACCCUCGUCGCGGCAAGUACAUGGCGUGCUGCAUGCUGUACAGAGGGGAUGUUGUCCCGAAGGAUGUGAAUGCCGCCAUAGCUAGUAUAAAGACCAGACGCUCCAUCCAGUUUGUUGACUGGUGCCCCACUGGCUUUAAGGUGGGCAUUAAUUACCAGCCUCCGACUGCGGUGCCCGGCGGAGACCUGGCCAGUGUCCAGAGGGCGGUGUGCAUGCUGAGCAACACCACCGCCAUCGCUGAGGCCUGGUCCCGCCUCGACCACAAGUUCGACCUCAUGUACGCCAAGCGUGCGUUCGUUCACUGGUACGUGGGCGAAGGCAUGGAGGAGGGGGAGUUUGCCGAAGCCAGAGAGGACCUGGCCUGUUUGGAAAAAGAUUACGAAGAGCUGGGUCGGAUGAGCUCCGACUCUGAAGAUGAAGAAGUUUAAUAUCCAGAUAUUUCUAAAUAUUUUCCAAGCUGGAGCUAAAUAGAAAAUAUUAGAGUCUUGUAAAGUAUUACUUUUCCAAGCCUGUUGUUUGAGAAGGCACAAAAUGAAACCGGAUUUUAAAUGUACUUUGAAAUGAACUGAAGUUAAAUUUGUUUUGCAGGAACACAAUUAGAUGCUGCUUAAGGAAGGUGCUAGCUUCAUCAUUUACCUCUAAUCCCACUAUUGUAAGACUCAUUCAGAAAUUCUAGAAAAUUUUAACUAAAACCACACAAGAUACUUCAUAGUUUAAAACCUACAACACUGUUACACAUUACUUUGGUAUUAAAUCUGUUUUUUGAGGGGGAAAGUAUGUACCACCUCUGCUUUUUAAUUUCUUCUUUUUGCUUUUAUAUCACAUUUAAAUUGUCAAACAAGACAAUUCAAUUUUAGACUAAUUCAACUUAAAUGUAUACAAAAAGUUAUUUUUAAUGAUGAAUUUAUUUAUUGAUGAGGAAAAAAACUCUUAUGGAAGCGCUUAUCUGCCACGGCUUAGAAAUUAAUGCAAAAGCAGUUUCUCUCGUGAUAAGAUUUUAAAAUACAUCCCCCUUAUAACUUCUUACUCUUUCUUCUAGAUCAAGAGUUUCCAAAAUUUUCCAAUACAGCCCCAUAAACACAAUUAGCUUUUGGUGGGGGUCACCCCUUUUGCAAACCCACAGACAGUGCUACAAAAUAUUUAAAGAAAUAUGAACUUUUCUCAUAUAUAUUCCCUAUUUAAUAACUAUUACAUUCAUUUAACAUAAAUGCUGCCUCAUACCUUCUAAUUUUAGUUGGCCAUGAGUUCUUACGGUUUUUGCAUAGACCUUUCCAUUUCGGGCUUGCUAGCUUAACCAGCAAAGCAGCUUGGAACUUUAAAUGGCAGCCAAUCAGAAAGAUGAGAACGGUAAACAUUUAAAUAAAUGAUUUUAACUUGUGUUUUUUAAUUAUU